Molecule: messenger RNA, 2926 nt
Organism: Pundamilia nyererei
Lineage: Eukaryota; Metazoa; Chordata; Actinopteri; Cichliformes; Cichlidae
Exons: 5
Coding region: 190-2613 (807 amino acids)
Biological process (GO): protein homooligomerization
Molecular function (GO): protein binding
Source: RefSeq, a predicted model, not a curated record
UAUUCAGUCCAAUACUGCAGCCUUUCUGGCAGGGAGCGCGCCUCCAAAUUUACCCUCCCGCUGCGCUCGCUCCCCGUACCUUAAAAAACGCGUGCACGGCUGAAGGUCACUUAAACACAAAAGGCUUUCAGCGCUGCGGUCCAAUAUAGCGCAUGCGCGCUGCCGGAGGACUGCUUCACAGACCGCAAUAUGGCGAGAAUGCCUGGCAGCGGAGACACGGAGCAGGAGCAGAUGAGCUGCCCCGAGAGGAGCAGGGAUGAGGAGGAGGAGGAGGAGGAAGAUGAAGAUGAGAUUCAGGAGGUCCAGAUCACCGGGGAGGAGGAGGACGAGGAGUCCGACAGAGAUGGAGUGGAGUGGGAGUCAGGGAGCACAGUGCUGGACUCCAGCGGUUCCGCCGCGCAGACACAAGCGGUCGUUAUGCGGAGUAUGGACCGAAGGGAGGAGGAGGAGGGGGAGGCGGACCCACUCGGCAGCAGCAUCUCCUCCGGGCGCGAGUCUCACCCGGAGGGAGAACUUCAGCGGUCAGAGCGAAACAAGCUGAGCGAGAACACCCGCCUGGCCACCAGGUACGCCGUGAGGAUCUUCAGGGAGUACCUCAGCGAGAAAGCCCAAAGUCCAGACUUUGAAACUCUGGACAAGGAUGCGCUCUGCGCUGUGCUGCGCUCCUUUUACGCCGAGGCGCGCUCCAAAAGUGGACAACUGUACAGCAAGUCCUCCCUCAUCAGCAUCCGGAGCUCUCUCAAUCGGUACCUGAACGAGCCGCCCUACUGCCGCACCUUGGACCUCACCAAGGACCCAGAGCUGCGCAGCGCCAACCUGACCCUGGCCGCGGUCAUACGGAGGCUGGAGGAGCAGGGUGCCGGUCCGGUGGUGCAGAAACAAGCCAUCACGCGCUCGGACCUGCGGAAACUGUACGAGUCCUCUGUGUUCAACACCGACACCCCGUUUGGGCUUCUGAACAAAGUCUGGUUUGAGACCUGCAUGUAUUUCUGCACCAGGGGAAGAGAGAACCAGCGGGAGCUGGAGGAGGACUCGUUCGGCCUGGCCGUGGACGAGGACGGAAGAAAGUUUGUGUAUUUUAAAGCUCUCGGACCCUAUCACAAGUCCCGCUCCGCCGCCUGGACCAAGAAGCGCCCGGACGCAGACGAGGACACGCUGCCGCGCAUGUACGAGACGGGCACGGAGCAGUGUCCGUACGCCAGCUUCGUCCGGUACGUGUCCAAACGGAACCCGCUGUGCAGGGCGUUCUUCCAGCGGCCCCGGGACCACUGCUGCGCGAGCGACGUGACGUGGUACGAGAACAAAGCCAUCGGGAAGAACCUGUUGGGCACGAGAAUGCAGAUGUUGUCGCGCGCUGCCAAGCUCUCGAAAACCUACACCAACCACUGCAUCGGUGCCGUCUCCAUAGCAACCCUCAACAGCAUCGUGGGGGCCGCGGGCUUCAAGCCCUCGACGACGCUUUACGUUGCCUCGGAAACGGUCAAUGGUCACGCGCAGUCCCACCUCCAGCUCGUGAUCCCGUACCUGCGCAGGGUCAGCGACGCUGCGGAUCUGAAUCAGCAGCAAAGCACAGAAGCAGAGACGUCGAACACAUCGCCUACAUCAGCAGCAGCAGCGAGGAGGGAGAGCAACGAGGACGACCCGGGAGCUCCCUCUGCCAAGAAGCGCUGUGUGCGCCCCGGGACGCGCGCCGAGUCGCCCGCGGAGCCGAAUGAGAGAGAGUCGGUGCCUGCCACAGCCACGGAGUCCCGUCUCGCACAGUCCGGCGCCCGGUCCCCUGUGCCCACAGAGCGUGUAUUUGUGUCCCAGGACAGACGUAGCAGCGGCAGCUGCAGCAGCAUGUCGAGUCAGAAGCUGGCUUCUUGGUCUCCGAUGUCUCCCCCGUGUACCACGGGAAUCCCAGCACCAGCUCAGCUCACCAAAACCAACGCACCAGUCCACAUUGAUGUAGGAGGACACAUGUACACCAGCAGCCUGCCCACACUCACCAGGUACCCCGAGUCAAGAAUCGGGCGUCUGUUCGACGGCACAGAGCCCAUCGUGUUGGACAGUCUAAAGCAGCACUACUUCAUCGAUCGGGACGGGGACAUGUUCCGCUACAUACUCAACUUCCUGCGAACCUCCAAGCUCCUCCUGCCUGAUGACUUCAAAGAGUACUCCCUGCUCUACGAAGAGGCUACUUUCUUCCAGCUGGCACCUCUAAAGACCGAGCUGGAGCGCUGGAGGGCUGAGCAGGAGCGCCGGGACGUUUCUCGAGACUGCGAGUGCGUCGUGGUCCGCGUGACGCCGGAGCUCGGUGAGAGGAUCAGUGUGAGUGCAUCCCGGGCGCUGAUGGAGGAGAUUUUCCCUGAGGUGACUGAUAUCGUCUACAGUUCUAUGAACGCCAGCUGGAACCAGGACCCCACACACGUGCUCCGCUUCCCGCUCAACGGCUACUGCCACCUCACCUCAGUUCAGGUGCUGGAACGGCUACAGCAGAAAGGUUUCUUUAUCACAGGGUCGUGUGGCGGCGGAGUGGAUUCCUCCCUGUUUAGUGAAUACGUCCUGCGACGGGAGAUCCAAGGCAGACGCCCCCUGAUCCUCAAAGCAAUAAAACAGGAACUCCUGCAUUAAAUUCAGAAGACCUGAUUGCACAUCUGUUCUGUGCAAGUGCGUGGACAGUUUGUCACGUGACACAGACUCCCUCACUGCAGCAGAACAGUGAAACAAAGCGGGACGUGCGAAACGUGGUCUAAUCUUCAAACGUGAACGUAAGGUAGCACCUGAAUUAGAAGACAACACAGCCAUCCUUUCACCAAUUUAUUUCAUCACAUUGAUGCAAGAUAUGUUUUCCUUCCUGUGAUUCCCAAAAUUGUCCACAUUAACUGUCAGUCUGUGUCACGCUACCAGAGUGAAAUCCAGCCAUUACAGUAAAUAAAGAUUUUUC